Messenger RNA from Cajanus cajan (pigeon pea), 1229 nucleotides. RefSeq names its product SGNH hydrolase-type esterase superfamily protein. Lineage: Eukaryota; Viridiplantae; Streptophyta; Magnoliopsida; Fabales; Fabaceae. Gene Ontology annotation, molecular function: hydrolase activity, acting on ester bonds. The record is from RefSeq and is a predicted model, not a curated record.
AACCAACGAAAGAAUUUGUUUUAGUAUGCCACAAAUACAUCAUGGUCAUUGUCGACCUUCCACGAGCUUUGGAUCACUCCAUCAGAGACACUAGAAGGGACAUGGUUGCACCUGCAAGGCCUCACUUCGUUCUCUUCGGCUCCUCCAUUGUUCAGCUUAGUUUCAGCCACGGCGGUUGGGGUUCUCAUCUUUCUGACGUCUACUCUCGCAAGGCAGACAUAUUGUUGCGAGGAUACUAUGGAUGGAACUCAAGACGCGCCCUCCAAGUCCUCAACCAAGUUUUCCCAAAGGAUGCUGCAACACAGCCUUCUCUUGUGAUAGUUUAUUUUGGCGGUAAUGAUUCCAUGGGUCCUCAUUCGUCUGGCCUAGGCCCUCAUGUGCCUCUUGAUGAAUAUGUUGAAAACAUGAGAAAGAUUCUGAUUCAUAUUCAGGGUCUCUCUGAAAGGACACGUAUCAUUGUUCUCAGUUGUCCUCCUGUCAAUGAGGAAAUAGUGCGUGGAAACACUAGUACAAUUUUUAGUGAGCUGGUAAGAACAAAUGAAUUGUGCCAAAGCUACUCAGAAGCUUGUAUUAAGCUGUGCAAGGAACUGGAUAUCAAAGUCGUUGAUCUUUUUACUGCACUACAGAAGAGAGAUGACUGGAUGAAUGUUUGUUUCACUGAUGGUAUCCAUUUAGCAGCUGAGGGAAGCAAAAUUGUGGUGCAGGAGAUACUGAGAGUGCUUAAGGAGGCUGAUUGGGAGCCAUGCCUCCACUGGAAAUCCAUGCCCACUGAAUUUUCAGAAGACUCACCAUAUGAUCUUGUUGCUGCUGAUGGGAAAACUACAUUGAAUCCCUCAGAGUGGACCUUUUACAGAGAGAUUCAGUGGGAUUAAGUUGUUAAGUAAUCAACGUUAACCCUUUCUGGAUCCCACAGGAUUUAAUACUUUCAGAUAUUAUUUACGUUUUGCUUAGACAUGUUGAUUGGUUAUAAGGUGGUAGCAUUCCCCUUUAUUUUAGAUAGUCUUUGUCAUUCAUCGAGAUUGUUAUUUUAUGAUUCAACUCAUAAUUAACUGAAUAGAAUAAUUCCAUUCUUCCAUAGAUAUCUUCAAGUUUCAUUUGUUUGAUAGAAUGGUAUCCAACUCCUAAGAUUAUUUGUGUGGGUUUCAAACUAGGGAUUUUAUUUUUCAUUAGUAUGAAAUGUAUAAUGAAUGAGACAUAAUUCAUAAUGUAUGUGUUGGCUUCAAAGAUUA